Adineta steineri is the source of this 279-nucleotide messenger RNA. NCBI's taxonomy places the organism in Eukaryota, Metazoa, Rotifera, Eurotatoria, Adinetida, Adinetidae. The record is from the annotation of a GenBank genome assembly.
AUGAGUCUACCAACUGGAAUGAGUCCUGCUACUGGCAGUCACUAUAAUCAUGUAGCUGCACAAAUGCAACAAUAUUUAAACAGCAGUAAUUCUAGUGGAUAUUCUGGACAUCAACUUCAAUCUGCUCAGGGUCGUGUUCAUCAACACCAUCCAACUCAUGGAAUAGCUUAUGCAUCACAUAUGCCAAGCCAUGCAGCUCAGUAUUUAGGUGUAGAUCCUGUGAUUAGUCAAGAUGUCGGUGGAUUUGCUCGAUUAUUUAUGAGAAAUUUACUCCGUUAA